AUGGCGCUCUCCACCAGCGCAGUGACGAGGGCGCUGAGAGCUUCGAGAAGCAGUAUCACCUACAACGCCAUACGCACAUAUGCCACAGCAGAGCCUGAUCUCAAGGCAACGCUCAAAGAAGUCAUACCCGAGAAGCGGGAGCUCUUCAAGAAAGUUCGUUCUCACGCAGACAAGAAGAUUGGCGAUGUCAAGAUCGAGAACACGAUCGGCGGCAUGCGUGGCCUCAAGGCUAUGGUAUGGGAAGGCUCCGUGCUAGACGCCAACGAAGGCAUCCGUUUUCACGGCCGCACAAUCAAGGAAUGCCAGAAAGAGCUCCCCAAAGGCACGAGCGGGACGGAGAUGCUGCCCGAGUCCAUGUUCUGGCUACUACUCACGGGCAAAGUGCCCAGCGUGAACCAAGUACGAGCGUUCAGCAAAGAGCUGGCGCAAAAGUCCAGCAUACCCGCUUUCAUAGAAAAGAUGCUUGACGACUUUCCUACCGACCUGCAUCCCAUGACUCAGUUUGCUUGCGCCGUAUCCGCGCUCAACUACGAGUCCGUCUUCGCGAAGAUGUACGAGAAGGGCAUGAACAAGGCCGAUUACUGGGAACCGACCUUCGACGACUGCAUCAGCCUGCUCGCCAAGCUUCCCACCAUCGCUGCCAAGAUCUACCAGAAUGCGUACCGUGGCGGUGGAGCCCUCCCAGCCCAGGUAGAUGAGAGCCAAGACUGGUCCUACAACUUCGCCGCCAUGCUCGGAAAAGGCGGCAGCGAGAACGAAGGCUUCCAGGACCUGCUCCGCCUUUACCUUGCCCUACAUGGCGACCACGAGGGUGGCAACGUCUCGGCACAUGCCACUCACCUCGUGGGCUCCGCACUGAGCGACCCUUUCCUCUCCUACUCUGCCGGUCUGCAAGGCCUUGCCGGCCCCCUGCACGGCCUCGCCGCGCAAGAAGUGCUACGCUGGAUCCUGCAGAUGCAAGAAACUGUUGGCACGCAAUUCAGCGACCAGGAUGUCAAGGACUACCUAUGGAGCACGCUAAAGUCCGGCCGCGUAAUCCCAGGGUACGGUCACGCUGUCCUGCGCAAACCUGACCCACGCUUCGAGGCCCUUAUGGACUUCGCCUCUGCCCGGCCGGAGAUUGCACAAGAUCCUGUCUUCCAACUUGUCAAGAAGAACAGCGAAAUUGCGCCCGCAGUCUUGACCGAGCAUGGCAAGACGAAGAAUCCGUUCCCCAAUGUAGACUCGAGCUCUGGCGUGCUUUUCCACCACUACGGCUUCAAGGAAACAUUGUACUAUACCGCCACCUUCGGCGUAUCGAGAGGUCUCGGUCCGCUUGCGCAGCUAAUCUGGGACCGUGCGCUGGGUCUGCCGAUUGAGCGGCCCAAGAGCAUUAACUUGCAGGGACUACUUGAUGCGGCGGAAAAGGCAUGA
Molecule: messenger RNA, 1413 nt
Organism: Baudoinia panamericana UAMH 10762
Lineage: Eukaryota; Fungi; Ascomycota; Dothideomycetes; Mycosphaerellales; Teratosphaeriaceae
Exons: 1
Coding region: 1-1413 (470 amino acids)
Biological process (GO): tricarboxylic acid cycle; carbohydrate metabolic process; citrate metabolic process
Cellular component (GO): mitochondrial matrix
Molecular function (GO): 2-methylcitrate synthase activity
Source: RefSeq, a predicted model, not a curated record